This is a messenger RNA of Austrofundulus limnaeus, 2725 nucleotides long. RefSeq names its product opiate receptor-like 1 (gene oprl1). Gene Ontology annotation, cellular component: neuron projection; plasma membrane. Lineage: Eukaryota; Metazoa; Chordata; Actinopteri; Cyprinodontiformes; Rivulidae. Gene Ontology annotation, biological process: neuropeptide signaling pathway; sensory perception of pain. Gene Ontology annotation, molecular function: neuropeptide binding; nociceptin receptor activity. The record is from RefSeq and is a predicted model, not a curated record.
GUGGGUGGAAAAGUCCACGUGACAUUGGUGGAAGAUGGAUUUCCCAGAAGACUUGUUGGCUGAGCUGGAGUUCUACAAUGGAUCACUUUUCCACAACAACUUCAGCAGUGUCUACAAUGAGACGGAUCCACUCGUGCCAACAGGGGUGAAGGUCACCAUAGUUGUGGUCUACAUGAUUGUCUGCGUCAUUGGCCUCGUGGGAAAUUUCCUAGUGAUGUAUGUCAUCAUAAGAUACACGAAGAUGAAAACAGCCACAAACAUUUACAUCUUUAACCUGGCUCUGGCUGACUCCUUGUUCCUGGCUACUCUACCUUUUCAGGGCACAGAUGUGUUCCUGGGCUUUUGGCCCUUUGGGAAUGCCUUGUGUAAGACGGUGGUGUCUAUCGACUACUACAACAUGUUUACCAGCACCUUUACCCUGACAGUGAUGAGCAUGGACAGGUAUGUGGCAGUCUGCCACCCUGUGAAAGCACUGGACAUGAGGACCCCCCACAAGGCAAAGGUGGUGAACAUCUGUGUGUGGGUACUGGCUUCGGUCUUUGGAGUCCCUGCAAUGGUCUUGGGAAAUGUAGAGGUGGAACGAGAACAUAACAUUGUCGAGUGCAUUCUAGCUAUACCUGAGCCAAAGACACACUGGGAACCUGUUUUUGGCACCUGUGUCUUCCUCUUCUCCUUCUUGAUUCCUGUGGCUAUUAUCAGCAUCUGCUACAGUCUGAUGGUGAAACGCCUGCGAAAUGUUCGCAUCCUGUCUGGCUCCAAGGAAAAGGAUCGCAACCUACGGCGCAUCACUAGGAUGGUCCUGGUUGUUGUGGCUGUGUUUGUUGUUUGUUGGACUCCCAUCCAGAUCAUGGUCCUGGCUCAGUGCCUGGGCUUGAACCUGAGCAGUUUGUACACGCUGAUGCACUUCUUCAUCGCCCUGGGCUAUGUCAACAGCAGCUUGAAUCCUGUUCUCUAUGCCUUCCUAGAUGAGAACUUUAAGCGCUGCUUCCGUGAGUUCUGCCAGCCUUCUCCAUUCCGCCUCGACACCCAGCAGUCAAGCAGGAUGAGGAGCAUCGCCAGGGAGGUGGCAGCAGCCUACAGCUGCAAGACCGGAGAUGGUGGGGGACUAGGGGGUGGGACGCCUAAUCCAGCAUGACUAGGCGUGGAACUCCCUUUGAUGGGGAUAGAACCCCCACAAAAGGGAGAGACCCAUGGGAGCUCCAACACAGAAUUGACUCAAAUCACAGCCCUCUAGCGGCACGAGCCCUCCCGCCCUACAACUCGGAGACUAGCCUGGGGCGGGGGGGAUGGAGAUGAGGAGGAUGGGGUUGAAAGGAAAAGAAUUUAGCCUAGGUGUAAAAAAAUUAUUCAUCAUUAGGGGGGAAUGAUACAUACAUUGAAAUUCUCUGUGCCUGAUUUGGAUGUAGCUCAACCCACAACCCUAAAUGUAGAUGGCUAACUAAUUUAGACUGGUUGAGAUGAGGUGAUUCAUUCUGAAUCCAAAUAGUAAAACCUUAAGAAAGUUGCUUAAGGACCUAACUACAGUCCCAAAAGUUCUUGAAGUGUCUUGUUUUUGGUUUUAGCUCUAGAAAAGUUUCCUGAGCUGAAGAGGGUUCUGCUGAGUGAGUCUGUUUAUUGCUGCGUCGCCACAAAACUGCCAGACAGUAUACACACAUUUGAAUGUGUGUUUAAACAACAAAGGAUUUAUAGUGCUUCAGAUACAAAAUCUAUGAAACUCUAAUCACUACUUUGAUUAUCUUUGGUAGUUGAGGACUGUGCAUCUUUUAAUGAACAGGUUGCAGCUCUGUAGCAGUUAGGACCAUGAACUACAGACUGGCCAGAGUUGUGCCAUCAAAUGUCAGAAACACACUUUUACUACAGUUUACAUUGUAUUUGUUGUAGAUAAAUUUUGGUUUUAAGGCCUUUUGGUCAUGAGUGUUGAUUUAAAGAACAAAAUAUGUCCAAUAACAUCUCCAGCAUAAAGACACUGCUGUCCUAGUCUUGCUCAUAUGAUUCUAGUAUUAAUCUGCAGCUCCCCUCUUUUAACUCACAUGUUGUUUUCUUUGUGAGGUCAGAGACUGGAUGACAGAUCUGCAUGCAAGGAUGAGGGUGGAGUUCAAACAACAUGAGGCCAAAUAGGCUUGGCAUGUGUUAAACAGUAUAUGUGGGCACAAACUCAAUAACAAACAGUAACGCUCACAUAGUAUGUCAGAUUUUAUCAACAUAUCCUGGAGCAAAGUAAACCUAAGAAAUGUUGUCCUACUGCAAGUUUGACAAUGUGUUUAUGGGGAACUUUCAGCCUUGAUGUUAUUUCGUCGUUCUGGUACUUUUGAAGCUUUGGUCAGUUUGUACUGACAUUUUUUGGGUAUUACAAGAAGCCACUUCUGAAAUCCACUUUUCCCACAUCUUCUUGCCUCGGUGACGUAUGUUUGUUAUUUACCACCAUUUACCAUAGGCUGCUGACCAACUAUUAGCAUAGAUGCUAACUUAACACUGAAAAUAUCAAAGACAAGCUGACAUGACAAACAGUAUUUAUCACUGAAAAUUUAUACACAAAUCAAACAACUCAAAGUCAAGUUCUGUUAACUUCUGCUAAACCUGAAUAUUCUUCAGGAGUCAGUGAAGGAAAAAUGAAAAAUAUAUGAGAACACAACUUUACUGCAAUAUGAUUCUACUAGACAGUACUACAGUAAGCUAGGACAAUUACAGAACCCUAAAAUCAUUAGGAUUAAGGUAUUCUUAAGGC